AGCUAGUGUGUCUGAGUCACAGACGCUCCUGUCUCGCUGUCUGCUCCACGGUCAUUGCCACUGACAGCGUUUCACUGAAGUGCAGACGUACAGAGACAGAAACAGGGGCAAUCUGUUCCCCCUCCAAAAUAUACUGGGAAACUAAAAACGUAGAGAAACGUUUGUUGUUUUUUCUGUCCAUUUUUACAAAGCUAAAGGACCUCGAGUUCUCCUCAAUUCACGUUUUAAUGGAUUUACGUUUUUCUUUUUAAAAAGGAACAAGGCGACGUGAAAGCGAGAACAAACGACAAAAAGAAGGGGCCUCUUUAAUACUCGUAUUUCGAGUCCGGUAUCUACGCACCUCUGCGGGGAUAACUGCUUGAAAACAAAUAGUCCUGCACCAAAACAAGUCAAGUGUCGCGUAUCAGAAAUACGUUUUUUUGUUCCAACAAAGUUAAUAAAUGCCUUCAAACAUAAGCCGUGUGUUUGGUGAUUAGGAUGUAAAUAGAAUUCGUGGACUGUGGACUAAAAAUUGGAGGAGCAACUGUACGCCGAAUUUUGCACAAGGCCUGUUCUUGGAUUUGAGUCAGUUUCUCGAAUACGGCAUUCCCUUGUAAAUGAAGCAUAUACGUUUGACAUAAGUAACGGUAUAUAUUAGUCUACAAGUAAAAAUAUUUAUGUGUUAACGAUUUUUUAAAAUUACCGAAAUCCACAGCACUAAUCCUAAAUGAUAAUGUUUGGACCAAAAGUGUAAAGGACUAAUAAAAUAAUCUUGCCUUAUUUUGGACAUUUUAAAGACAAUAUAUAAGCAUGUGUGGGGAAUAACGCUAUUCAUUUUUUUUUUUAAGAUGUGACCAGCAAGAACACAUUUCCAAUUAUAAGAAGUGCCUGGACUUCACUGUGCAUAUAAUAUAUAUUUAUUUAUUUAAAGAAAUGAAGACUAAUGUUCUUUUAACUGACAACCAGAACCAAUAUCAUUUGGAAACAUGUUUUGCGUUGCAUAAUUUGUCUUGAUUACAAUCGACGAAUGACUUAGCUUUAUUUAUUGAUAGUGGAACACUGAAACAUUGAAAACUUUUGGAGUCGCUUCUUCUUUCCUUGGGUCCCCAGGAUUGAGUUGACUAUGGCAACACUUCACCGAAUGUCAUUGUUGGUGUUAGGAAUCAACACAGUUCUGCUCAUGACUGUAGCUGCAACCCAGAGCGAGGAGAGAGAGUGUGCUUUCAAUGACCAGCACCACCAAUUUGAAGAGCAACGUGCCGGUGAGAACGGUGUCUCCAAGGACAAUGGCACUAUCCACUGUAUGAAGGGGAGCAAUUGCUAUGGCCUGUGGGAGAAGACCAGGGAUGGAGAGAUUCGCCUUGUAAAGCAAGGGUGCUGGGCUCACCUCAGUGACCAGCAAGACUGUCACGACAAGGAGUGUGUGGUGACAACCACCCCUUCCCAGAUCCAGAAUGGCACUUAUCGCUUCUGCUGCUGCAGCACUGACAUGUGCAACGUCAACUUCACUGAGAACUUCCCGCCUCCCAGCCCCACCACCGCACAGCCCUACAAUCCAAACAGUCGUGAGGAGACCAUCGUUAUUGCACUGGCCUCUGUUUCGGUCGUGGCUGUCCUGAUCGUCGCACUUUUCUUUGGGUACAGGAUGCUAACAGGAGACCGUAAAGCAGGCCUUCACAACAUGAACAUGAUGGAAGCAGCUUCCUCUGAGCCGUCUCUCGACCUGGACAGCCUCAAACUACUUGAGCUGAUCGGGCGCGGACGGUACGGUGCGGUGUAUAAAGGGUCCCUGGACGAGCGGCCCGUGGGCGUGAAGGUGUUCAACUACACCAACAGGCAAAACUUCAUCAACGAGAGGAACAUAUACCGGCUGCCACUCAUGGAGCACGACAACAUCGCCAGGUUCAUCGUGGGGGACGAGAGGCUCACUGCUGAAGGCCGCAUGGAGUACCUGCUGGUCAUGGAGUACUAUCCUCACGGUUCUCUGUGUCGGUACCUGAGUCUGCAGACCAGUGACUGGGUGAGCUCCUGCAGACUGACUCACUCAGUGACCCGCGGCCUGGCGUACCUGCACACUGAGCUGCUGAGAGGAGAUUAUUACAAGCCUGCAGUAUCACACCGGGACAUGAACAGCCGCAACGUGCUGGUAAAGAACGACGGCACGUGUGUGAUCAGCGACUUCGGACUCUCUAUGAAACUAACAGGAAACAGACUGGUCCGGCCGGGAGAGGAGGACAACGCAGCCAUCAGUGAGGUGGGAACUAUUCGAUACAUGGCCCCUGAGGUUUUGGAGGGAGCUGUGAACCUACGGGACUGCGAAUCCGCCCUCAAGCAGGUGGACAUGUACGCACUGGGGCUCAUCUACUGGGAGAUAUUCAUGAGAUGUACAGACCUCUUUCCAGGAGAGACUGUGCCGGAAUAUCAAAUGGCAUUCCUGAUGGAAGCUGGGAAUCACCCCACCUUCGAGGACAUGCAGGUGCUAGUUUCCCGGGAAAAGCAGCGGCCCAAGUUCCCUGAAGCCUGGAAGGAGAACAGCCUGGCUGUUCGCUCUCUGAAGGAGACGAUGGAGGACUGCUGGGACCAGGACGCAGAGGCGCGGCUCACUGCACAGUGCGCUGAGGAGAGGAUGGCAGAACUCAUGAUGAUAUGGGACAGAAAUAAGUCUGUCAGCCCCACCGUCAAUCCAAUGUCCACUGCCUUGCAGAACGAAAGGAAUCUCUCACACAGCAGACGAGUGCCAAAGAUCGGCCCGUACCCCGACUACUCCUCAUCCUCUUACAUCGAGGACUCUCUGCACCAUGCUGAGGGCAUCGUCAAAAACAUCUCCAGCGAGAACUCGACCCCCUCCACCACCGCUGGUGGCACGGGGAUUGAGAAGAACCGCAACUCCAUCAACUACGAGCGGCAGCAGGCCCAGGCACGGCUCCCCACCCCCGAGACCAGUGGCACCAGCGUGUCCACCACCACCACCACCACCACGGGACUGACCCCCAGCACCGUCAUGACCACCAUCUCAGAGACAGCCUUCCCCGAUGACGGCCUGCAGCAUGGGGCGCCCUCGCUGGUCUGCCUGCAGCUGACAGAGGAAGACUUGGAGACUACAAAGCUAGACCCCAAGGAGGUGGACAAGAACCUGAAGGAGAGCUCAGACGAGAACUUGAUGGAGCAUUCCAUGAAGCAGUUCAGUGGCCCCGACCCGCUCAGCAGCAGCAGCUCCAGCCUGCUCUACCCUCUGAUCAAGCUGGCCGCGGAGGUCACUGGCCAGCAGGAUUUUGGCCAAGUGGGUGGCUUGGCUGCCAGUAAUGUGGGCCUGAACGCAGACAUGCCGCCCACGCCCAUAUACCCCCUCCCCAAGCAGCAGAACCUGCCAAAGCGGCCCACCAGCCUGCCGCUCAACACCAAAAAUGUCACCAAGGAGCCUCGCCUGAAGUUCGGCAGUAAGCACAAGUCCAACCUGAAGCAGGUGGAGACCGGGGUGGCCAAACUGAACACAGUCAACGCAGCUGAGCCUCACGUGGUGACUGUUACCAACAACGGGCAAAGCCGGGGGCAGAUGCCAAACGGCCCUGUGCAUUCUUUCUCCUCCUCCUCCACUGCCGCCAUGCAGACCCAGUAUGCCAACGGGUCAGUGCCCACCAGUCAGCUGGUCAACGGCUCUGCCCACCAUGUCCAAGAGGCCCUGCAGUCUCAGUUCAGCAUGGAGGACAGUCGGCUGAACAUCAACUCCAGCCCGGACGAGCACGAGCCCCUGCUGAGGCGGGAGCAGCAGGCUGGCAGGGACAACGGCCUCAUGGAGCGGCUUGUGGACAGGAAGGACCACCGGGUGCUGGACGCGGGCCGGACAAACUCCAAUAACAACAACAGCAACCCAUGUCCAGCUGUGGAGCAGUCGAGCGUGACGGCAGCCGGCACAGACAAUACUGUGGCAGAAACAAAUCUACGGCAGCCCCGGGGGAGGAGAGUCGAGAGGCCGAACUCACUGGAUCUGUCAGCCAACAACAGUCUGGAUAGGUGCGGCAUGCAGGGUGAAACGUCACAGGAUGUUAAGCCAGGCUCUGGGGAGAAGAUCAAGAAGCGAGUGAAGACCCCGUAUUCCCUGAAGAGGUGGCGCCCUUCCACAUGGGUCAUCUCCACAGACCCAGUCGACAGCGAAGUGAACAACAACGGCCACCAGGGGGCAGGCCGCUCCAAAUCCAGCACUGCUGUCUACCUGGUGGGCGGAGGCACUGCCACGGCAACCGUUCCCACAGGUAAUGGAAUGACUUACCUGUGAACUGUUGACCUUUUUAUUUCACUUCAAGUGACUUGAUAUGAAAAAGAAAACAAAAUAAGAAAAAGAAAAUUUUACAAGCAGCUUAACUUCCCACCUCUCCUUCAAAGACUCGCUUUAAAUAGAAUUCAGCUAUGCAGCAAAUUUGGCGUAAAAUGCUUCCAUUUUUUAUGUUUUUGUUUGAAAGCUUCUUUUUUUUGCACUUUUUUAUUUUGAUAUUUUUUAUUACAUCGUUAAGUCUCUUGUGAAGAAGGAUAAAAAGAAAAAAUAACAAUGUAUUGAUUUACAAUCA
Molecule: messenger RNA, 4541 nt
Organism: Polyodon spathula (Mississippi paddlefish)
Lineage: Eukaryota; Metazoa; Chordata; Actinopteri; Acipenseriformes; Polyodontidae
Product: bone morphogenetic protein receptor type-2-like
Exons: 13
Coding region: 1103-4252 (1049 amino acids)
Biological process (GO): cellular response to growth factor stimulus; protein phosphorylation; BMP signaling pathway
Cellular component (GO): signaling receptor complex; plasma membrane
Molecular function (GO): ATP binding; transforming growth factor beta receptor activity
Source: RefSeq, a predicted model, not a curated record